Molecule: messenger RNA, 1056 nt
Organism: Maniola jurtina (meadow brown)
Lineage: Eukaryota; Metazoa; Arthropoda; Insecta; Lepidoptera; Nymphalidae
Product: pyrimidodiazepine synthase-like
Exons: 5
Coding region: 100-960 (286 amino acids)
Biological process (GO): glutathione metabolic process
Cellular component (GO): cytoplasm
Molecular function (GO): glutathione dehydrogenase (ascorbate) activity; glutathione transferase activity
Source: RefSeq, a predicted model, not a curated record
UUCAAAUUAGUGUUACUAGAAUAUUUACUACCUACUAGUGAUUAGUGUUUGUUAAAUAUUUACUACCUACCAAAAUACUUCCCAGCUUACAUACUUAAUAUGAUAACGACAACAUUAAGUUUCGCAAUGCAUAUAUUAAUGCGCUCGUAUAAAAUCUUAACUCCAGUUGGUCAUUUGUUGGAAUUCGUGCUGCCGUAUCGUACCAUGGCUAAAGCUGUUGCAGGAAAAAUCAAUUUCAAUACAAAACAUUUAAAGCGAGGUGACCCCCUUCCACCAUAUAAUGGAAAACUGCGAGUUUAUAAUAUGCGACUUUGCCCCUUUGCACAACGCACUAUCCUGGCUCUAAAUGCAAAGAACAUUGAUUAUGAAAUCGUCAACAUCAAUUUGGCAGAGAAACCUGAAUGGUUGACUAGCAAAAGUGCUUUUGGUAAAGUGCCAUCAAUUGAGAUCAAAGAGGGUGUAUGCAUUUACGAGAGUCUUAUAACUGUAGAGUACUUAGACGAGGUCUACCCGCAACGGCCGCUGCUGCCAAAAGAUCCGGUUAGGAAAGCUAUGGAUAAAAUCAUCGUUGAAGCCUCGGGACCGAUCGUAACGUUUUUCUUGAAAAGUAUCAAGGCGCCAGACACGAUCACAGAGGAGACAGUUUCUGCGUUCCACAAAGCUUUGGAGUUCAUCCAAGAGCAACUGAAGGAGCGCGGCUCGCCGUACCUAGCUGGCGAUGAGCCUGGCUACGUGGAUUACAUGAACUGGCCGUGGUUCGAGCGGCUACUGGUCUUCAAGGAAGAGGAUCCCCGUGUGAAAAUCGAUCCAAAGAAGUUUAAAUUACUGACGGCGUAUCUGGAGAAGAUGAAGAAAGACCCCGCAGUUGUUCCGUACCUAGUUCCAGACAAUGUCAUGGUCGCAUUCCACGAGGCGUUCAAAACGGGCUCCACUCCUAACUACGAUCUUCUAGACUUUUAAAUAACCUACCAACAUUUUUAUUUUUUACCAAUACUUAUCUAUGUAUAGUUGUAAUUUUUCUCGAAAUAAAAUUCAUUAUUCUAUUUUCGUUACCUA